Molecule: messenger RNA, 11524 nt
Organism: Danio aesculapii
Lineage: Eukaryota; Metazoa; Chordata; Actinopteri; Cypriniformes; Danionidae
Molecular function (GO): protein binding
Source: RefSeq, a predicted model, not a curated record
CAGAAACAAUCAGGCUCAUUUGUUCCCAGUGCUGUGUCCCAAAAAAGUGACAAAUCAAUGAAAACACCAAUUUACUUAAAAGAUGGAGAUCCUCCAGGGUAUCAAAGUUUUCGGCAAAGAUACCAAUCACCUGAUCCAAGUGCUGUGUCCCUGAAAAGUGACAAAUCAAUGAAAACACCAAUUGAGUUACAAAAUGGACAUAAUCCAGGUGAUCAAAGUUUUCGGCAAAGAUACCAAUCACCUGAUCCCAGUGCUGUGUCCCUGAAAAGUGACAAAUCAAUGAAAACACCAAUCGAGUUACAAAAAGAAGAUAUUAUAAAAAGGUAUUCACGGACAAAACCUUAUCAGGAUUUUAUGACGGUUGACAGCCUUCCUGGAAGAUUCAUCCAUCAACAGGAUUCUGAAACCGAUAGACAAAUAAUCCAAAGACUCAAAUCAAACAUAAGAAAGAAACAUCAGUACAUUUUUGAAGGAUUUGCAAAUCAGGGAAACCCAACACUCCUCAAUGAGAUUUACAUAGAUCUCUACAUCACAGAGGGUGGGAAUGGAGAGAUCAGUAAUGAACAUGAAAUCAAAAGGAUAGAAAAAUCUUUGAAGAUUGGAGCAGCAGUAACAGUGCCUAUAAAAUGCAGUGAAAUCUUUACACCUUUACCUGGACAAGACAAAGCCAUCAGAACUGUGCUGACGAAGGGAGUCGCUGGCAUUGGAAAAACAGUCUCUGUGCAGAAGUUCAUCCUGGACUGGGCUGAAGAGAAGGAGAAUCAGGACGUCCAGCUCAUAUUUCCACUUCCUUUCAGAAAGAUCAAUCUGAUGAAGGACAAAACACUCAGUCUGUCAGAUCUUCUUCAGCUCUUUUUCCCUCAAACUAAAGAAAUGGAAAUAUCCAGUGACGAAUAUAAAGUGCUGUUCAUCUUUGAUGGCCUGGACGAGUGUCGUUUAUCUCUGGACUUUCAAAGCGCUGUGAGGUUGUGUGACAUCAGUGAACCCGCCUCAGUGGACGUGCUGCUGACGAACCUGAUUGUGGGGAAUCUGCUUCCCUCUGCUCUCAUCUGGAUCACCUCCAGACCAGCAGCAGCAGAUCUCAUCCCCUCUGAGUGUGUCCAUCGAGUGACAGAGGUACGAGGCUUCAACGACCCUCAGAAGGAGGAAUACUUCAGCAAGAGAAUCAGUGAUCAGAGUCUGGCCAAUACAAUCAUCUCACACCUGAAGUCCUCCAGGAGCCUCUACAUCAUGUGCCACAUCCCAGUGUUCUGCUGGAUCUCAGCCACUGUUCUGGAGAAGAUGUUGAGUGAAGCAGAGACUGCAGAGAUUCCCAAGACUCUCACUCAGAUGUACACACACUUCCUGAUGGCACAGAUCAACAUCAAAAACACAAAGUACAAUGAAAUUAACAAAGAUAAGGAGAUGAUCUUCAAACUGGGCAAACUGGCGUAUGAUCAGCUGGAAAGAGGCAAUCUAAUCUUCUAUGAGGAAGACCUGAGAGAGUGUGGCAUUGAUGUGGCAGAAGCUUCAGUUUACUCAGGAUUGUGCACUCAGAUCUUCAGAGAGGAGUUUGGCUUGUAUCAGGGGAAAGUCUUCAGCUUUGUUCAUCUCAGCAUUCAGGAACAUCUAGCGGCUCUAUAUGUGCACCUCUCCUUCCACAACAAUGGUCAAAAUAUGCUCGACGAACGUAAAUAUGGACAACAAGUGACAAUGUUCAGCGUACACAAGUCUGCAAUUGGUAGAACUUUACAAAGUGUUAAUGGAUGUUUCGAUCUAUUCCUUCGUUUCCUUGUUGGAUUUUCAUUGCAGUCAAAUCACAGCCUCAUAAAAGGUCUUUUGAUGGAAAAUACACACAGAGCCCUGGAAAACAAGAAAACUAUUGAGCAUCUCAAAAACACAUUAAAAACAUUCCCUUGCGCAGAAAGGGCUCUACUUCUGUUUCACUGUCUGAGCGAACUCAAUGAUCACUCUCUUGUUACUGAAGUGCAAAGCUACCUAACUUCAGGAAAAUUAAACAGUGACACUCUUUCCCCAGACCUCUGGUCAGCUCUAGUUUACAUCUUAAUGACAUCCAAUGAGAAAUUGGAUGAGUUUGAACUUAAUAAAUAUGGAAAGGGGGACAAGGUCUUUUACUGGUUGGUUCCUGUGAUCAAGUUGUCAAAAAAGAUCUGGUUGAAUGACUGUGGCAUCACAUAUAGAGGUUGUACAUCAGUGUCUGAUAUUCUAUCACUAUCCAACGUGAGAGAGCUGGACCUGAGCCAUAACAACCUGGAGGACAACGGAGCUGAAAUAAUCAGUGUUGGAUAUAAAAGAUCACGCCACAGGGAACAACUGAUGACUGAGUGGUGCAGCCAAAAUAACUGUAAUGUUAAUGACGAGCAACAGGCCAAAAUGUCUGAAUUUUUUUUAUCCCUCACUGCUGGACUACAAGACACAGACUGUAGAUUACAAUCUUUAAAUCUGAGGGCUUGUGGAAUAACAGAAGCAGGCUGUGAUUACCUGGGCAAAGCUCUGAGUUUAAACCCUUCCCAUCUGAAAGUGCUGGACCUGAGCUGGAACACCAUUGGAGACUCAGGAGUGAAACACCUUUGUGCUGCUCUGGAGAAAGAUCACAGUGCAAUGGAAACACUGAAGUUGGAAAAAUGUGGAUUGUCAGAGAAAAGUUGUGCUGCUCUGGCUUCAGCUCUCAGCUCUAAGUCCUCCAGUCUGACAGAUAUGGAUCUGAGUAUUAAUGAUCUGCAAGACUCAGGCGUGAAGACGCUCUGUGUGGGACUGCAGAAUCCUCACUGUAAACUACAGAAGCUGAGGUUGUCCGAAUGUAAAGUUACACAUGAAGGUGUGGCGGAACUGACUAAAGUGCUGGAAUCAAAUUCCCACCUGAAAGAGCUCGAUCUGGAGAACAAUCUAAAAGAUUUAUAUACGUUAUAUUUAGUAUUUCAGACUGAAUCUGUUCAGCAGUUAGGAAACAGAAACAUCAUGAAGAAUGAUGAAGACGACACUGAUUAUCACGACACUUCUCAUGGCGAAAGAAGUUCUGAGGAAGCAUUACAUUUAUCGGACUUCAGUGUUUUGUCCUUGAAAAGUGACAAAUCAAUGAAGAAACCAAUUGAGUUAAAAGAUGGAGAUUCUCCACUGGAUCAAAGUUCUGAAGAAACAUCACAUUCGUCCGACCUCAGUGUUUUGUCCUUGAAAAGUGACAAGUCAAUGAAGAAACCAAUUGAGUUAAAAGACUGUGACUCUCAAUUUGAACAAAGACACGGGCAGCAAACAAAUGUUUCAGAGAUUCAACAAGGACUAAAAUCGUACAUGAAAAAGAAGCAUCAGUAUGUUUUAGAAGGACUGGAAAUACAAGGAAACCGAAAGCAUCUAAAUGAGAUCUACACCGAGCUCUACAUCAUAGAAGGAGAAACUGAAGAGAUCAUUAAUAAACACGAGUUUACUAUGAUGGAAAGAAGAGUGAAGACUGAUGCAGUGGAAGCAAAACCAAUCAAAUGCAGAGAUAUCUUUAGACCUUUACCUGGACAAGACAAAGCCAUCAGAACUGUGCUGACGAAGGGAGUCGCUGGCAUUGGAAAAACAGUCUCUGUGCAGAAGUUCAUCCUGGACUGGGCUGAGGAGAAGGAGAAUCAGGACGUCCAGCUCAUAUUUCCACUUCCUUUCAGAGAGAUCAAUCUGAUGAAGGACAAAAAGUUCAGUUUAGUUAGUCUUCUUCAGACUUUCUUUAUGAGAGAGAUAAGUUUACAUCUGAUUCAAAACUCUUCCAUCAUCUUCAUCUUUGAUGGUCUGGACGAGUGUCGUCUUCCUUUAAACUUUCACAACGAGACCCUACAGAAUAUGACCAAAGAGACAUCAGUGGACGUGCUGCUGACGAACCUGAUUAUGGGGAAUCUGCUUCCCUCUGCUCUCAUUUGGAUCACCUCCAGACCAGCAGCAGCAGAUCUCGUCCCCUCCGAGUGUGUCCAUCGAGUGACAGAGGUACGAGGCUUCAAUGACCCUCAGAAGGAGGAAUACUUCAGCAAGAGAAUCAGUGAUCAGAGUCUGGCCAAUACAAUGAUCUCACACCUGAAGUCCUCCAGGAGCCUCUACAUCAUGUGCCACAUCCCAGUGUUCUGCUGGAUCUCAGCCACUGUUCUGGAGAAGAUGUUGAGUGAAGCAGAGACUGCAGAGAUUCCCAAGACUCUCACUCAGAUGUACACACACUUCCUGAUGACCCAGAUCAACAUUAAAGGCACAAAGUACAAUGAGAAGAAAGUUGAAGAUAAAGAAAUGAUCCUCAAACUAGGGAAACUGGCGUAUGAGCAGCUGGAAAGAGGCAAUCUAAUCUUCUAUGAGGAAGACCUGAGAGAGUGUGGCAUUGAUGUGGCAGAAGCUUCAGUUUACUCAGGAUUGUGCACUCAGAUCUUCAGAGAAGAGUUUGGCUUGUAUCAGGGGAAAGUCUUCAGCUUUGUUCAUCUGAGCAUUCAGGAACAUCUAGCGGCUCUAUAUGUGCACCUCUCCUUUCACAACAGUGGUGAAAAUGUGCUUGUAAAAGGGAAAGCUAAUGAAUCAGAAAUACCUAUGACAAUGUCAGUCUUGCACAAGUCUGCAGUUGAUAAAACUUUGCAAAGCAAGACCGGGCAUCUGGAUCUGUUCCUUCGUUUCCUAAUGGGACUUUCAAUGGAGUUCAAUGAAAGCCUCCUGAAAGGACAUCUGAUGGAAAGAAAAAAGAUCCCCCUGGAAAGAGAAAAAACUAUUGAAUAUCUCAAGGAAAAAAUCACAAUGAGAAAGAACCAUUGUCCUGGAAUGAACAUCAUUCUGUUCCACUGUCUACAUGAACUUAACGAUCAUUCGCUCAGUGAGGAAACCCAAAGGUACCUGAUCUCUGAAAAUUUUAAAGAAAUCAAGUCUCAAGAACAAGGUUUGGCUUUGGUGUAUAUUUUAAUGACGUCAAAUGAGAAGUUUGAUGAGUUUGAACUACGCAAAUAUGGCAGAUCAGAUCAACUGCUUUGCUGGCUGAAUCCUGUGAUAAAACUGUCAACAAAGGCCAGUGUGAAGAACUGUGGCGUAACAGAAGCAGGCUGUGAUUACCUGGGCAAAGCUCUGAGUUUAAACCCUUCCCAUCUGAAAGUGCUGGACCUGAGCUGGAACACCAUUGGAGACUCAGGAGUGAAACACCUUUGUGCUGCUCUGGAGAAAGAUCACAGUGCACUAGAAACACUGAAAAAAAUCUAUUCAGCAAACAUCAAAAUGAAAGCUGAAGACGACAAUGAAGAGAGAAGCGUUCAGCAGAAGAGACCAGAUUCACCUGUGCUCAGUCUUUUAUCCAUGAAGAGCGACAAGUCAAUGAAAACACCUAUUCAGUUACAAAAUAAAGAUUCUCAGUUAAGUUUUCGGCAGAGGUACAAUUCUCCUGAACCCAGUGCUGUGUCCCUUAAAAGUGACAAAUCGAUGAAAACACCAAUUCAAUUACAAAAUACAAACGUUCCAGAUCAAAGUUUACAGCAAAGAUACCAUUCACCUGAUCUCAGCGUUUUGUCCCUGAAAAGUGACAAAUCAAUGAAAACACCAAUUCAGAUAAAAGAUGGAGAUCCUUCAGUGUAUCCAAGCGUUCAGAUGAGAUCAGGCUCAUUUGUUCCCAGUGCUGUGUCCCUGAAAAGUGACAAAUCGAUGAAAACACCUAUUCAGUUACAAAAUACAAAUGUUCCAGAUCAAAGUUUCCGGCAGAGAUACAAUCCACCUAAACCCAGUGCUGUGUCCCUGAAAAGUGACAAAUCAAUGAAAACACCAAUUCAGAUAAAAGAUGGAGAUCCUCCAGGGUAUCAAAGCGUUCAGAUGAGAUCAGGCUCAUUUGUUCCCAGUGCUGUGUCCCUGAAAAGUGACAAAUCAAUGAAAACGCCUAUUCAGUUACAAAAUACAAAUGUUCCAGAUCAAAGUUUUCGGCAGAGGUACAAUUCACCUGAACCCAGUGCUGUGUCCCUGAAAAGUGACAAAUCAAUGAAAACACCAAUUCAAUUACAAAAUACAAAUGUUCCAGAUCAAAGUUUACAGCAAAGACACCAAUCACCUGAUCCCAGCGUUUUGUCCCUGAAAAGUGACAAAUCAAUGAAAACACCAAUUCAGUUACAAAAUGGACAUAAUCCAGGGGAUCAAGGGUAUUCACGGACACACUCUUAUCAGGAUACUCUGAUGGCUGAAAGCUUUCCUGGAAGAUUCAUUCCUCAACAGGAUUCUGAAACGCUUGAAAUCAAAAUUAAAACAUUCAAAUCAAACAUCAAAAAGAAACAUCAGUACAUUUUUGAAGGAUUUGCGAAUCAGGCAAACCCAACACUCCUCAAUGAGAUUUACAUAGAUCUCUACAUCACAGAGGGUGGGAAUGGAGAGAUCAGUAAUGAACAUGAAUAUAAAAGGAUAGAAAGAUCAUUGAAGACUGCAACAAAAGCAACAAUAUCUAUAAAAUGCAGUGAAAUCUUUACACCUUUACCUGGACAAGACAAAGCCAUCAGAACUGUGCUGACGAAGGGAGUCGCUGGCAUUGGAAAAACAGUCUCUGUGCAGAAGUUCAUCCUGGACUGGGCUGAAGAGAAGGAGAAUCAGGACGUCCAGCUCAUAUUUCCACUUCCUUUCAGAGAGAUCAAUCUGAUGAAGGACAAAACACUCAGUCUGUCAGAUCUCCUGCAUGUCUUUUUCCCUCAAAUUAAAGAAAUGGAAAUAUCCAGUGACAAAUCUAAAGUGCUGUUCAUUCUUGAUGGUCUGGACGAGUGUCGUCUUCCCUUAAAUUUCCAAAGGAAUGAGACUCUGAGGGACGCAAACAAAAAGACAUCAGUGGAUGUGCUGCUGACGAACCUGAUUGUGGGGAAUCUGCUUCCCUCUGCUCUCAUCUGGAUCACCUCCAGACCAGCAGCAGCAGAUCUCGUCCCCUCUGACUGUGUCCAUCGAGUGACAGAGGUACGAGGCUUCAAUGACCCUCAGAAGGAGGAAUACUUCAGCAAGAGAAUCAGUGAUCAGAGUCUGGCCAAUACAAUCAUCUCACACCUCAAGUCCUCCAGGAGCCUCUACAUCAUGUGCCACAUCCCAGUGUUCUGCUGGAUCUCAGCCACUGUUCUGGAGAAGAUGUUGAGUGAAGCAGAGACUGCAGAGAUUCCCAAGACUCUCACUCAGAUGUACACACACUUCCUGAUGAUCCAGAUCAACAUUAAAGGCACAAAGUACAAUGAGAAGAAAGUUGAAGAUAAAGAAAUGAUCCUCAAACUGGGGAAACUGGCGUAUGAGCAGCUGGAAAGAGGCAAUCUAAUCUUCUAUGAGGAAGACCUGAGAGAGUGUGGCAUUGAUGUGGCAGAAGCUUCAGUUUACUCAGGAUUGUGCACUCAGAUCUUCAGAGAGGAAUUUGGCUUGUAUCAGGGGAAAGUCUUCAGCUUUGUUCAUCUGAGCAUUCAGGAACAUCUAGCGGCUCUAUAUGUGCACCUCUCCUUCCACAACAAUGAUGAAAAUGUGCUUGAAGCACAGGAAUUUGGAAAGCAAGUGACAAUGUUAAGCUUACACAAAUCUGCUGUCAAUAAAACUUUACAAAAUUUGAAUGGACGUUUUGAUCUUUUUCUUCGAUUCCUUUUGGGACAUUCAUUGCAGUCAAAUUACAGCCUUAUAAAAGGUCUUUUGGUGAAGAAGGAAUACACAGCCUUGAAAAAAGAGGAAACUAUUGAUCAUCUAAAGAAAAUAUUAAACAGCAUUACUUGUGCAGAACGGGCACUAAUUCUCCACAACUGCCUGAAUGAACUCAGCGAUCACUCCAUUGUUACUGAAACGCAAAGUUACCUGAAUUCUGGAAAAAUCAAUUGUGGCCCUCCUUACCCACACAUCUAUUCAGCUCUGGUUUACAUUUUAAUGGCAUCCAAUGAGAAGUUUGAUGAGUUUGAACUUCAUAAAUAUGGAAAGGGGGACCUGGUCCUUAACAUGAUGCAUCCUGUGAUCAGGCUGUCAAAAAAGAUCUGGUUGAGGGAAUGUGAUUUAACAUAUAAAGGUUGCAUAACUGCAUCUGCUGUUAUUUCAUCACAAUCUAAUGUGAGAGAGCUGGACCUGAGCCACAACAACCUGGAGGACAAAGGAGCUGAAAUAAUCAGUGUCGGAUAUAAAAGAUCACGCUACAGGGAACAACUGACGAAAGAGUGGUGCAGCUACGCAAUCUACAAUCUUAAUACCAAGGGGCAGGCCAAAAUCGCUGAAGAUUAUGCGUCUUUCACUGCUGGACUACAAGACACAGACUGCAGACUGCAAUCUUUAAACCUGAGGGCUUGUGGAAUAACAGAAGCAGGCUGUGAUUACCUGGGCAAAGCUCUGAGUUUAAACCCUUCCCAUCUGAAAGUGCUGGACCUGAGCUGGAACACCAUUGGAGACACAGGAUUAAAACACCUUUGUGCUGCUCUGGAGAAAGAUCACAGUGCAAUGGAAACACUGAAGUUGGAAAAAUGUGGAUUGACAGAGGAAAGUUGUGCUGCUCUGGCUUCAGCUCUCAGCUCAAAGUCCUCCAGUCUGACAGAUCUGGAUCUGAGUAUUAAUGAUCUACAAGACUCAGGCGUGAAGACGCUCUGUGUGGGACUGCAGAAUCCUCACUGUAAACUACAGAAGCUGAGGUUGUCCGACUGUAAAGUUACACAUGAAGGUGUGGCGGAACUGACUAAAGUGCUGGAAUCAAGUUCCCACCUGAAAGAGCUCGAUCUGGAGAACAAUCUAAAAGAUUUAUAUACGUUAUAUUUCGUGUAAUAUAACUCCUUACAACUCCUUAGAUCUAGAAUUUCAGUAUUCAUGUCAAAGCAGUAACUAAAGCAGCAUACUAUCAUCUCAAAAACAUACAAGAACUAGAUGCUUUGUUUCAAUUGAGAAACUUGUUCAUGCUUUUAUCACCAGCAGAGUGGAUUACUGUAAUGCACUCCUCACUGGCCUUUCCAAAAAGACCUCAAAUAAUUGUGCAUUUCUGAUGCGGUGUUCACACCAGAUGCAAUUCGCAUGCAAAUAGACAUGCGAACAUUGAGUUUACUCGCUUAGUUUGCGCGUCAAAUUCACUUCACUAUAUAUGCGGAUUCGCGUCAUGGGCAAGGCUUCUGUCUGCCCGGUAACUCCAUCUUUGUUGCUAAAUAGCUUACUUGGUUUUGUUGAGAUAGUUGUUGUGCGGUAAGUGCUUUAAGAAGGCUGAAAAACAGCGUAGAUUUGUUCGGCAUCAUGUCUGAGUGCACUAGAUCCCUAUUUCUGAGGUGCACCUAGCUCUGUGAGUUCAUCAACUCCUCCAGAAACUAUACCUGGAUGAUGGAGGCUUUCAGCAGUGCAUCAGACUGAGCGAGCCCAGUUUGAAGAGAUGUUGUCCUGAGUCGGCAAGAGGAUUUCCCCUAGGUACACCAACAACCAGUGUUUCCAGAUUGUAAACAUCAAAGUAUCACACCAGAACCUCAAAAUUAUUGUAUUUGGAGGAAAAUUAUACAGCUAUUAUCUAGACAAACAGCGUUUGACACAACGUGCAAAUUACCACAAUACGUAAAAAAAAGAAAAUAGUGCAGACUUGGGUUCUUGUGGAGACCGGUUUUUCCAGGUGUUCUCGGAAGAACGAACUCGGGAGACCACGAAAACAGAGAACACAUCCCCUGAGGAAUGAGAUGCACCCUUAAUGUGUUCAUUCCUUUAUUAAGAUGUCCAUGGUCGUUUACUUUCAUCGUUUCAUUUAGGGAAACUCCUGAGGUAAAUAAGUGAUCUCUCUGAACUUUAGUAAUACAUCUAAAUAAAAUGCUGCGCUUCCCACCUCCAGUCGCAAUGACUUAUGGGACUUCUAGAGCGAGAUCUGUGCUCAAGUCUGCAUUAAUGCGUCCUCGAGAUCAAGAACACAUCUGGGAAGUUUCAAACGUUCUCUAUUCUUGCGGUCUAAAGUAUUGGAACUGAACUUUGGCAGCUGAUGAUGACGUUACACGAGAACAUAAGGACACAAGACCGUUGAGGAAUGCAUAUUGAGAAACAGCUUAGGCAUACCUUAGUGGAAAGGUUCAAACUCCACCUCCAUGUUGCUGUCAUUGGAUACCUCUGUGUGUUGCCAGAUGUUGAGGGAUUCAUUUUACGGUACAAAUUGAACCACAACUUAGUAUCGGUUGGCUUGAAAGCAGUGCACCCUCCCGAAUUAACACACUCCGAGGUGUGCACGAGCCCAUUCAGAGUAUCUGUAAUGAGCCGAUUUCGUGGCUUUGUUUUGAUGAGAUUAACAUGUUCACAAGACACAUUUGAAUGGGGAAAAACAAGAACAUUAAGGGCAAACUCCACCGUCUUUCUCAUCUUGCUUUUCAUGGCUACUUUAUUGCUUAAACGAUCAACCUCAACCUGAAAAUGAUUGAUUUAAGCACGGCCGUGCACGGCAGGAAUGUUAACUUGUGAGAGAGAGCCAUUCUCCAUGUUGAUUGGCUGAGAAAACGUAACAUAAGAUGAGAUAGAAAACGUGCCUCCACGUUCUCCUCACAGACAGCAGAGAAAAGAUGAAGCUAGACCAAUAAGUAUAGAAGCCCUAAGAUUGCAAUGAAAUUCAUUUUAAAUGCUAUAAAAUUCUGAAAUUAUCUUACAUUAUAGGAUUUUUUCAUUAUUGAUCGUACAGAGGUCGGAAUUAUCGUACAAAUACGAUUAUUAUCACAUGUCUGGCAACACUGCCAACAACGGGUGCUACAUCAUAAUCAUCUCCCUACAAGAGCAAGCUCCUGAUUGGUUAAUGCAGCGCGAAUGUCUGUUGAAGUUCAGAUUUUCCAACUUGAACAAUUUGCGCAUUAAGCACGUCAAAUGCACAAAAUGCUCAACUUUCAUCAUUUGUGCCGCCUCAUUCACGCCGCAAGAUGUCUGUUCACGUUUUUGCAUUGACUUAACAUGUAAAUUACUCAUGCUUGAGGCAUAAUUCGCAUCUGGUGUGAACGCACCAUGAGUAUGACUUACACAGAUGAAUGGGCUUGACAAACAACCUGUAGAAACACUCUUCUCUCUUAAAAAAAUACACUCCCCUUCUUUUAUUCUAGCACUUAAUUCUCUGAACACUAACAGUUUCCUUGUAUAAUUAGCACUUCUUGUGUGUAUUGCCUCUUAUUGUUGAAUUGCUAAAUGCGUCCUCAAUUGUAAGUCACUAUAGACCAGGGAUGGGCAAACUCGAUCCUGGAGGGCCGGUGUCCCUGCAUAGUUUUGCUCCAACCCUAAUCAAACACACCUGCUUGUAGCUUUCUAGUGAUCCUAAAGACACUAAUUAGGGUGUUCAGGUGUGUUUGAUUGGUGUUGGAGCAAAACUCUGCAGGGACUCGGCCCUCGAGGAUCAAGUUUGCCCAUGCCUGCUAUAGUGUGUCUGCUAAAUGAAUAAAUGUAAAUAAGAUAUAAGUAUUUACUGUAAGCAUAUGAUGAAAUUCAACCAAAAAAAAAACACAAUUAGGUUAAUUUAAUCAAUUAGUGUAGGGACAACAUGAAGGAAUUGUAUGGUACCCAACAUUUUUCUAAUUACCACUGUAAAUAUAUGAAACUUGCCUUGCUUUACCUUCCCUUUCUAAUAAAAAUGAGUGUUAUAAUCUUC